Molecule: messenger RNA, 6801 nt
Organism: Cercocebus atys (sooty mangabey)
Lineage: Eukaryota; Metazoa; Chordata; Mammalia; Primates; Cercopithecidae
Gene: F5
Product: coagulation factor V (proaccelerin, labile factor)
Exons: 25
Coding region: 244-6654 (2136 amino acids)
Molecular function (GO): copper ion binding
Source: RefSeq, a predicted model, not a curated record
GGUCGCUGGGAGCUGUGAUCUCACCAAGCCCCUGCCAGGAAAAGCCCCAGAAAAAGGGGAGGGAGGGAGAGCCAGAGGCUGCCGCUGCAGUUUGCAAGAACCGCAGGGGAGAAAGACGCUGCCACCCACAGCCUUCAGAGCUCAUUGCAGCUGGGACAGCCAGGAGCGGGGUUAGUCAGCAGCUCAACGAGCGGCUGCCCAGGUCCUGGGGUGGUGGCAGCCAGCGGGAGCAGGAAAGCAAGCAUGUUCCCACGCUGCCCACGCCUCUGGGUCCUGGUGGUCUUGGGCACCAGCUGGGUAGGCUGGGGGAGACAAGGGACAGAAGCGGUACAGCUAAGGCAGUUCUACGUGGCUGCUCAGGGCGUCAGUUGGAGCUACCGACCUGAGUCCACAAACUCAAGUUUGAAUCUUUCUGCAACUUCCUUUAAGAAAAUUGUCUACAGAGAGUAUGAACCAUAUUUUAAGAAAGAAAAACCACAAUCUAGCAUUUCAGGACUUCUUGGGCCUACUUUAUAUGCUGAAGUCGGAGACACCAUAAAAGUUCACUUUAAGAAUAAGGCAGAUAAGCCCUUAAGCAUCCAUCCUCAAGGAAUUAGGUACAGUAAAUUAUCAGAAGGUGCUUCUUACCUUGACCACACUUUCCCUGUGGAGCAGAUGGAUGAUGCUGUGGCUCCAGGCCGAGAAUACACCUAUGAAUGGAGUAUCAGUGAGGACAGCGGGCCCACCCAUGAUGACCCUCCAUGCCUCACACACAUCUAUUACUCCCAUGAAAAUCUAAUCGAGGAUUUCAACUCUGGACUGAUUGGGCCCCUGCUUAUCUGUAAAAAAGGGAUCCUAACUGAGGAUGGGAAACAGAAGACGUUUGACAAGCAAAUCGUGCUACUGUUUGCUGUGUUUGAUGAAAGCAAGAGCUGGAGCCAGUCAUCAUCCCUAAUGUACACAGUCAAUGGAUACGUGAAUGGGACAAUGCCAGAUAUAACAGUUUGUGCCCAUGACCACAUCAGCUGGCAUCUGCUGGGAAUGAGCUCGGGGCCAGAAUUGUUCUCCAUUCAUUUCAAUGGCCAGGUCCUGGAGCAGAACCAUCAUAAGGUCUCAGCCAUCACCCUUGUCAGUGCUACAUCCACUACCGCAAAUAUGACCGUGGGCCCAGAGGGAAAGUGGAUCAUAUCUUCUCUCACCCCAAAACAUUUGCAAGCUGGGAUGCAGGCUUACAUUGACAUUAAAAACUGCCCAAAGAAAACCAGGAAUCCUAAGAAAAUAACUCGUGAGCAGAGGCGGCACAUGAAAAGGUGGGAAUACUUCAUUGCUGCAGAGGAAGUCAUUUGGGACUAUGCACCUGUAAUACCAGCGAAUAUGGACAAAAAAUACAGGUCUCAGCAUUUGGAUAAUUUCUCAAACCAAAUUGGAAAACUUUAUAAGAAAGUCAUGUACACACAGUACGAAGAUGAGUCCUUCACCAAACGUACAGUGAAUCCCAAUAUGAAAGAAGAUGGGAUUUUGGGUCCUAUUAUCAGAGCCCAGGUCAGAGACACACUCAAAAUCGUGUUCAAAAAUAUGGCCAGCCGCCCCUAUAGCAUUUACCCUCAUGGAGUGACCUUCUCACCUUAUGAAGAUGAAGUCAACUCUACUUUCACCUCAGGCAGGAACAACACCAUGAUCAGAGCAGUUCAACCAGGGGAAAUCUAUACUUAUAAGUGGAACAUCUUAGAGUUCGAUGAACCCACAGAAAACGAUGCCCAGUGCUUAACAAGACCAUACUACAGUGACGUGGACAUCAUGAGAGACAUCGCCUCUGGGCUAAUAGGACUACUUCUAAUCUGUAAGAGCAGAUCCCUGGACAGGCGAGGAAUACAGAGGGCAGCAGACAUCGAACAGCAGGCUGUGUUUGCUGUGUUUGAUGAGAACAAAAGUUGGUACCUUGAGGACAACAUCAACAAGUUUUGUGAAAAUCCUGAUGAGGUGAAACGUGAUGACCCCAAGUUUUAUGAAUCAAACAUCAUGAGCACUAUCAAUGGCUAUGUGCCCGAGAGCAUAACUACUCUUGGAUUCUGCUUUGAUGACACUGUCCAGUGGCACUUCUGUAGUGUGGGGACCCAGAAUGAAAUUUUGACCAUCCACUUCACUGGGCACUCAUUCAUCUAUGGAAAGAGGCAUGAGGACACCUUGACCCUCUUCCCCAUGCGUGGAGAAUCUGUGACGGUCACAAUGGAUAAUGUUGGAACUUGGAUGUUAACUUCCAUGAAUUCUAGUCCAAGAAGCAAAAAGCUGAGGCUGAAAUUCAGGGAUGUUAAAUGUAUUACAGAUGAUGAUGAAGACUCAUAUGAGAUUUUUGAACCUCCAGAAUCUACAGUCAUAGCUACACGGAAAAUGCAUGAUCGUUUAGAAACUGAAGAUGAAGAGAGUGACACUGACUAUGAUUACCAGAGCAGACUGGCUGCAGCAUUAGGAAUUAGGUCAUUCAGAAACUCAUCAUUGAAUCAGGAAGAAGAAGAGUACAAUCUUACUGCCCUAGUUCUGGAGAAUGGCACUGAAUUCAUUUCUUCGAACACAGAUAUAAUUGUUGGUUCAAAUUAUUCUUCCCCAAAUAAUAUUAGUAGGCUCACUGUCAAUAACUUUGCAGAACCUCAGAAAACCCCUUCUCACCGACAAGCCACCACAGCUGGUUCCCCACUGAGACACCUCACUGGCAAGAACUCAGUUCUCAAUUCUUCCACAGCAGAGCAUUCCAGCCCUUAUUCUGAAGACCCUAUAGAGGAUCCUCUACAGCCAGAUGUCACAGGGAUACAUCUACUUUCACUUGGUGCUAGAGAAUUCAAAAAUCAAGAACAUGCUAAACAUAAUGGACCCAAGGUAGAAAGAGACCAAGCAGCAAAGCACAGGUUCUCCCGGAUGAAAUUACUAGCACAUAAAGUUGGGAGACACCUAAGCCGAGACACUGGUUCUCCCUCCAGAGUGAGGCCCUGGGAGGACCUUCCUAGUGAUCUGUUACUCUUAAAACAAAAUAACUCAUCUAAGAUUUUGGUUGGGAGAUGGCAUUUGGCUUCUGAGAAAGGUAGCUAUGAAAUAAUCCAAGAUACUGAUGAAGACACAGCUGUUAACAAUCGACUGAUCAGCCCCCAGAAUGCCUCACGUGCUUGGGGAGAAAGCACCCCUCUUGCCAACAAGCCUGGAAAGCAGAGUGGCCACCCAAGGUUUCCUAGAGUUAGACAUAAAUCUCUGCAAGUAAGACAGGAUGGAGGAAAGAGUGGACUAAAGAAAAGUCAGUUUCUCAUUAAGACACGAAAAAAGAAAAAAGAGAAGCGUACACACCAUGCUCCUUUAUCUCCAAGGACCUUUCACCCUCUAAGAAAUGAAGCCUACAACACAUUUUCAGAAAGAAGACUUAACCAUUCAUUGUUGCUUCGUAAAUCCAAUGAAACAUCUCUUCCCAAAGACCUCAAUCAGACAUUGCCCUCUAUGGAUUUUAGCUGGAUAGCCUCACUUCCUGACCAUAAUCAGAAUUCCUCGAAUGAUACUGGUCAGACAAGCUCUCCUCCAGGUCUUUAUCAGACAGUGCCCCCAGAGGAACACUAUGAAACAUUCCCCAUUCAAGACCCUGAUGAAAUGCACUCUACUUCAGACCCCAGUCACAGAUCCUCUGCUCCAGAGCUCAGUGAGAUGCUUGAGUAUGACCGAAGUCACAAGUCCUUCCCCACUGAUAUAAGUCAAAUGUCCCCUUCCUCAGAACGUGAAGUCUGGCAGACAGUCACCUCUCCAGACCUUAGCCAGGUGACCCUCUCUCCACAACUCAGCCAAACAAACUUCUCGCCAGACCUCAGCCACACGACUCUCUCUUCAGAACUCAGUCAGACAAACCUUUCCCCAGCCCUCGGUCAGAGGCCCAUGUCUCCAGACCUCAGUCAGACAAACCUUUCCCCAGCCCUCGGUCAGAUGCCCAUGUCUCCAGACCUCAGCCAUACAACCCUUUCUCCAGACCUCAGUCAUACAAACCUCUCUCCAGACCUCAGCCAUACAACCCUUUCUCCAGACCUCAGUCAGACAAACCUUUCCCCAGCCCUCGGUCAGAUGCCCAUGUCUCCAGACCUCAGCCAGACAACCCUUUCUCCAGACCUCAGUCAUACAAACCUCUCUCCAGACCUCAGCCAGACAACCCUUUCUCCAGACCUCAGUCAUACAACCCUUUCUCCAGACCUCAGCCAGACAAACCUCUCUCCAGAACUCAGUCAUACAAACCUUUCCCCAGCCCUCGGUCAGAUGCCCCUUUCUCCAGACCUCAGCCAGGUGACUGUCUCUCCAGACAUCAGUGAGACCACCCUUCUCCCUGAUCUCAGCCAGAUAUCACCUCCUCCAGACCUUGAUCAGACAUUCUACCCUUCUGAAUCUAGUCAGUCAUUGCAUCUUCCAGAAUUUAAUGAGACUUUUCCUUAUCCAGACCUUGGUCAGAUGCCAUCUCCUUCAUCUCCUACUCUCAAUGAUACUUUUCUAUCAAAGGAAUUUAAUCCACUGGUUAUAGUGGGCCUCAGUAAAGAUGGUACAGAUUACAUUGAGAUUAUUCCAAAGGAAGAGGUCCAGAGCAGUGAAGAUGACUAUGCUGAAAUUGAUUAUGUGCCCUAUGAUGACCCCUACAAAACUGAUGUUAGGACAAACAUCAACUCCUCCAGAAAUCCUGACAAUAUUGCAGCAUGGUACCUCCUCCGCAGCAACAACGGAAACAGAAGAAAUUAUUACAUUGCUGCUGAAGAAAUAUCCUGGGAUUAUUCAGAAUUUGUGCAAAGGGAAACAGAUAUUGAAGACUCUGAUGAUGUUCCAGAAGACACCGUAUAUAAGAAAGUAGUUUUCCGAAAGUACCUCGACAGCACUUUUACCAAACGUGAUCCUCGAGGGGAGUAUGAAGAGCAUCUCGGAAUUCUUGGUCCUAUUAUCAGAGCUGAAGUGGAUGAUGUUAUCCAAGUUCGUUUUAAAAAUUUAGCAUCCAGACCAUAUUCUCUACAUGCCCAUGGACUUUCCUAUGAAAAAUCAUCAGAGGGAAAGACUUAUGAAGAUGACUCUCCUGAAUGGUUUAAGGAAGACAAUGCUGUUCAGCCAAAUAGCAGUUAUACCUACGUAUGGCAUGCCACUGAACGAUCAGGCCCAGAAAGUCCUGGCUCUGCCUGUCGGGCUUGGGCCUACUACUCAGCUGUGAACCCAGAAAAAGAUAUUCACUCAGGCUUGAUAGGUCCCCUCCUAAUCUGCCAAAAAGGAAUACUACAUAAGGACAGCAACAUGCCUGUGGACAUGAGAGAAUUUGUCUUACUAUUUAUGACCUUUGAUGAAAAGAAGAGCUGGUACUAUGAAAAGAAGUCCCGAAGUUCUUGGAGACUCACAUCCUCAGAAGUGAAAAAAUCCCAUGAGUUUCACGCCAUUAAUGGGAUGAUCUACAGCUUGCCUGGCCUGAGAAUGUACGAGCAAGAGUGGGUGAGGUUACACCUGCUGAACAUAGGCGGCUCCCAAGACAUUCAUGUGGUUCACUUUCAUGGCCAGACCUUGCUGGAAAAUGGCAAUAAACAGCACCAGUUAGGGGUCUGGGCCCUUCUGCCUGGUUCAUUUAAAACUCUUGAAAUGAAGGCAUCAAAACCUGGCUGGUGGCUCCUAAACACAGAGGUUGGAGAAAACCAGAGAGCAGGGAUGCAAACGCCAUUUCUUAUUAUGGACAGAGACUGUAAGAUGCCAAUGGGACUAAGCACUGGUAUCAUAUCUGAUUCACAGAUCAAGGCUUCAGAAUUUCUGGGUUACUGGGAGCCCAGAUUAGCAAGACUAAACAAUGGUGGAUCUUAUAAUGCUUGGAGUGUAGAAAAACUUGCAGCAGAAUUGGCCUCUAAACCUUGGAUCCAGGUGGACAUGCAAAAGGAAGUCGUAAUCACAGGGAUCCAGACCCAAGGUGCCAAACACUACCUGAAGUCCUGCUAUACCACAGAGUUCUAUGUAGCUUACAGUUCCAACCAGAUCAACUGGCAGAUCUUCAAAGGGAACAGCACAAGGAAUGUGAUGUAUUUUAAUGGCAAUUCAGAUGCCUCUACAAUAAAAGAGAAUCAGUUUGACCCACCUAUUGUGGCUAGAUAUAUUAGGAUCUCUCCAACUCGAGCCUAUAACAGACCUACCCUUCGAUUGGAGUUGCAAGGUUGUGAGGUAAAUGGAUGUUCCACACCGCUGGGUAUGGAAAAUGGAAAGAUAGGAAACAAGCAAAUCACAGCUUCUUCGUUUAAAAAAUCUUGGUGGGGAGAUUACUGGGAACCCUUCCGUGCCCGUCUGAAUGCCCAGGGACGUGUGAAUGCCUGGCAAGCCAAGGCAAACAACAACAAGCAGUGGCUAGAAAUUGAUCUACUCAAGAUCAAGAAGAUAACAGCAAUUACAACACAGGGCUGCAAGUCUCUGUCCUCUGAAAUGUAUGUAAAGAGCUAUACCAUCCACUACAGUGACCAGGGAGUGGAAUGGAAACCGUACCGGCUGAAAUCCUCCAUGGUGGACAAGAUUUUUGAAGGAAAUACUAAUACCAAAGGACAUGUGAAGAACUUUUUCAACCCCCCAAUCAUUUCCAGGUUUAUCCGUGUCAUUCCUAAAACAUGGAAUCAAAGUAUUGCACUUCGCCUGGAACUCUUUGGCUGUGAUGUUUACUAGAACUGAAUAUUCAAAAACCCCUGGAAGAGGGUCUUUAAGACCUCAAACCAUUUAGAAUGGGCAAUGUAUUUACACUGUGUUAAAUGUUAACAGUUUUCCACUAUUUCUCUUUUUUUCUAUUAGUGAAUAAAAUUUUAUACAAGAAGC